This is a messenger RNA of Bombyx mori (domestic silkworm), 1571 nucleotides long. RefSeq lists its product as uncharacterized. The transcript has 3 exons. Bases 319 to 1500 code for a protein of 393 amino acids. Lineage: Eukaryota; Metazoa; Arthropoda; Insecta; Lepidoptera; Bombycidae. The record is from RefSeq and is a predicted model, not a curated record.
UAGAUUAUACACGAUUGUUUACUUUUAGUAUACAUACCUACACGCCAUAUUUAUUUUGAAAAAAAUAAUAUAUUUCAAGAUAUCUAAGACUAAUAAAUGAAAACAUAACAAACACAAGUUAUUACUUAUUGUUAAACAAUCUGAAAUAUGGCAGAGUGUAGUUCGAAAAACGACGUAAAAAACCCUGAGGCGGCUAAUGUUUCUGGAAUUACAAUUAUAGAAGAUUGAGGCAAUACGAAGCCGGGUCAGCUAGUUAAACAAUAAAAAAGGUUUUAUUAUUAUUUUACAAAACAAUUCUAAAAUAAAGAUCGCCCAAUAAUGCAACUAUUCAAACGGUUAAUAAACUACACAAGUAUGAACUUAACGCUGACAAACAAACAAAUAAUUCAGAUAUUACAUAAAGAUUUUGAUAUUCACACUGGGACUCUUCAUAGCUUAACAGUGGACGUGUACGUAAAUAUAAUUAAAAAAUAUCUAAGAGAAUGGCCUGAAUGGGACGAGUUUGAUCAAAUAACUAAUUUACAAGCGGAAAAAUCACCUGAGUACGUUAAGAAGAUUUUGGAACGUAAGUAUGAGAAUAUAAAGUUGUAUUUGGGUGAGAUGUUGGAGAUUGCGAAGCCUCUUGCGAACGAAGCAGUGAAGGAAGUUCAAAAAGUUACCAAAGACAGCAACAAAAUGAAUGAAGUUAUGAUGGAAGUGUCCUGCUCGAGAGAUCAGCUGAACCAGUUAAUUCACAGGAACCCCCAAGCAGAGAACUCCACUGAUAUAUUCAACUUAACUGAAAAUAUACACAACCGUAUCAUACUACACAUGUGGGAUUUAGAAUCAAUAUUAAAAUUACAAGUUCAGAUAAAUAUAAAUUUACCGUGUAUAUCCUUUGUACGUGAAAUGAAACACGUACUCAAACAUGUUCUAGUCAACAAGAUGCACACUAAGCAUGUCUAUAAUAAAGAGGCUUUAAAUACUUCUCUGAUGGUCAGAAGUAACUCGGCCAAAAGAAAUUUAAAUAAAGCCUUCAUUAAUAGAUUGUUAACAGAUUUAAUGAUGUUUUAUAAGGACCACCCCGGUUAUUCCCUUUACAAAACCAUAUUUGAAUUAAUGCGGAAUGAGUUAGAUCUGAUACCGCUCCCAAUAGUUAACUCUUGUUCGUUCAGCAAGAUCUUAAAUCAAUAUGCCUAUGUCAGGUAUCUUUACACAGACGAGUGGGUCAGUGAUGAUAACAAAUAUGAUUUGCAAAUAGAGGAAACCCUUGUACCGAGGAUACAAAUAUCAUACAACAAGUACGGUUUCUUUGAACAUAAGAAUAUGCCCACAAAAGACUGGUUGAAGCUGAGGUGUGGUUAUUGUGAAGUAUUGUUCACUGGUCAAUCAAUUGAAGACACAAUCGUGGAGCACUAUAACAUAUACCACCAGAACGAGCCCGAUUGGUUUUGUACGAAUUGCAAGCACCGGUUUAACGUGAAACAAUUGGCCGAGAACAUGUGGUACCAUGACUGCUGAAUGGAGAAGCAAUUUCUGACAUUUUAAUUCUUGAAUAAAUUAAAAUGACAUUUGGUUGUCACACACACAAA